Molecule: messenger RNA, 651 nt
Organism: Neolamprologus brichardi
Lineage: Eukaryota; Metazoa; Chordata; Actinopteri; Cichliformes; Cichlidae
Source: RefSeq, a predicted model, not a curated record
CUCAGACAAACAACCUGAAUACCUCUUCUUCUGUUCCUCAAGAAAGACGUUUCAUAUCAGUUAAAACUGGGGACAGCGUGACUUUCCAUUGUUACUGUAAAGGUGAUGGAGCUCCACGGUUUUACUGGUAUAAGCAAACUUUGGGAGAGAAACCAAGACUCAUUUCUACCUUCUAUGUAUAUGAAAACAUUCCCACAUUUUAUGAUACAUUCAAGAGUGAUCCAAGCUUCACCCUGGAUACUGAAACAGGUCAAAACAACUUAAUACACACAUCAAUAUUUUCAGAGAGCAUUACUGUUGGUGUUAAAGAUUUAGAUUUGAACAUCAAGGCUUUGGUCCAACAAUCAGCUUCUGAGACCAUCCAGCCAGGAAGCUCUGUGACUCUGAACUGUACAGUACACACUGGGACUUGUGAUGGAGAACACAGUAUUUACAGGUUCAAAGACUCAGGCGAAUCCCAUCCAGGACUCAUUUACACCCAUGGAGGCAGGAAUGAUCAGUGUGGGAGGAAAGCUAACGAAAGAAUACACACCUGUGUCUCUAACUUGACAAUCACCAGCCUGAAUGUGUCUUAUGCUGGGACCUACUACUGCGCUGUCGCCUCAUGUGGACACAUACUGUUUGGAGGAGGAACCACGCUGGUGUUUGGGG